UCGAACUCAGUUAAUGCCAGGUCGUUUGAACAAACUACGCCCAAUUUUAAUGUAAAAAGCUUAUUCUGGCCAUCUAUUAAAGAAUACAUUCACAAAGUGUUUGAAAAUCAUGGCUAUUGCGUCAACAAUAGCCGAGUCCGAUGACCACCUCAAAGUUUUGGACCUUCUUCAGCUAGCAAGCAGGGACAGUCCUGCGGCGGGCGCCUUGUUUGAAAUCAUUUUAACUCAGAAGAAUAUUCAGAAUCUUGAGACCAAAUACACCAAAGGACAAAUAUCCGCGGGUAAGGAUCGAGGUACUACCACGACCCUCACAGAAGCAAAAGGGACAAUAAACAGCGACGAACCGCAUCCAUCAAAGGAACCCCUUAGCAUGCCACAGAUUGUGAAGGAUAUCUCUAAAACGAUCGAUAACGCUAUGUAUGACUGGGCCAUAAGCAACGAUUAUGGAAAAACACCCACCGAACUAUCAGAUUUUUUGGUUCAGAACGGAUUUUCCUCUAUUGCCGAAUGUGUAAAGAAUUCAUCGAGGGAAGCACUAAAUCGUAAAGAUGUUCCUACAGAAAAUUGUAAACUUAUUGAGCCAGAAGUCCCAAGCUGUUGGCGAGGUUUGCACUCAGGCUUUUGCAAAGCUUGUAUAGAAUGCCGAAGCGUUUUCAAAGCCGGGAAAGCAAGUGACCUUACAUCGAAAUAUAAAUAUUACGUUUUGAACUAUCCUUGGCUACCCAUUAUCGGUAUUAUAGCGGCACUAAUCAUCGGAAUUGUGGCUGCAUUCCCGACCGGAUAUUUGGUCGGAUUUCAUUCAUCAGAUCCACCUUCCCAUGUGUCAUCCUCAUCACAUUUUCUGAGCAGUGACUCAACGUUUAAUAGUUUAACCACAGUUCCAUUAAUUCCCAUAGAACAUCCCACUACAGAGCUUACUAUUACGCAACAACCUAUAGAGUAUCAGUGUACCCCAGAAAUCCAUGAGCAAAGAUAUACCGAUGUAAACCCCAAGGAUAUCCUUAGUCCUAACUGGUUUGAAGAUACAAUCAACUUUUGUUCAUUCGAGGAUAUUCAGUUAAUCGUGAAAAUGGAUAGUAUCCCUAGUUUUAGGAUCCCGCCAGUCUUUAAAUGCCCCGAGAAUGUCAUAGCUAUCGAGAUCACGGGCAAAAGCAGAUGGGACCUUGUCCAAACACUUUUAAGGAAGUUAUGCAAAGUAAGAAAAUUAUCUUUCUAUGGGCAAGAAGUUUGUCAAGCAGGCAAUUUGGGCGACAUAAGUGUCAUCCCUGCAGAUUCACUGACACACCUGCAUUUUCAUGAUUUUACCGGAUGUGGAACAUUGUACAACAAUAUCGCCGAACACAUUUCUGCACGAAAUGUUAGGUCAAUGGCCUUUGGUUGUGUUAAAUUUGGGGAUAGCGACACAAGUAGCUUGCAAAAUCUGAUUGGCGUGUUCCCCAAUGCUUCGACGAUUGAUUGUACCAACAAUAAUAAUUGCCUCGGUUUCAAGGCUAAACUUCCCAAGCAUACGAAGCUGAAAAGCAGGUACGCGAAAUGCUAAGGAUCUUGCAUUUCACUUGCACUUAGAAAUACAUAGUAGUAUAAGGGCCGCUAAUCAGCUUUUGCGCAAAAGGACAAAAUGUGCGAAUGUUUUUUUGUAAUUGCUAAGUUACAUAUUUAACUUUGACCAGUAAUAGUGUUAAUUUGGUCCAUACCAGUGGACAUUUGGGUAGCAAAGUCUCCGUUCGACGUAACGGAAAGCAGCUAGAGAAUGCCAGGAUGGGAGAAGAUUUACUGCGACAGAGCAUUUCUGAUAAAAAGUGAUGCCAAUCAAAUAUUUGCAAACACAGAAAUCAAAAUUGCGGCUUCAUAACCAAUUAUUAGUUAGUUAGCCCUGUUCAUAUCUAAUAACUUUCGUGAAGGUGGUUUCUUUUUAAUUGACAUGUUAAUUAGUUUCCUUCAAACUUAGAAAAAAAUCUGACAAAAUUGUUCUUUAAUAGAGAAGCUAAUUGCCGAUAUAUUCAUGCAAUUUCCAUAUAUGUACAAAUGUAAGCAUUUAUACUAUCGAAUCUCAGGCAAACUUUGUGCCUUCUAAUUCGCGUAAUUAAUUGCGUAAGUUGGAUCAAUCUAAUUAAUUAUUACUAAUGAAUCUACGGAAUUACCCACAAAACGUUGGAGUUAUGUAAUUACCUAUGAAAACUGAACUUAUGUAAAUAUGUGGUUAGCGUUACACUACAUACAUAAUCUCAAAGAAAACAUGUGACCUGAACCUGCUUAAUAAUCCAUAAGUAAUGGAUCGACAUAUUCAAUUACGCAUAAAGGGUGACUCAAAUCCUAAUCAAUCAAUAUUAGAUAUACGAAACUAAGGACAAUGCACGUUUGAUCUAUUUGUGUACGUAUGUGCAUAAAUAGGUUCGCAAUUAUCCAACAAGACUAAAGCUAAUAAACCAUAUACAUACAUAAUUAUGGUUCCGAAUAUCAGAGAAGCUAUGAGAUUUCUCAUCAAUUUUGGAACUAUGAAAUUUCCCAUAAACUUUGGAACUAUGAAAUUUCCCAUAAGUUUUGGGUUUAUGAAAUUUCCCAUAAGUUUUGGGUUUAUGAAAUUUCCCGAAAGUUUUGGACCUAUGAAAUUUCCCACAAACUUUGGAACUAUGAAAUUUUCCGUCACUGUUGGACAUAUGAAAUUUCCCUUUUGGAACUAUGAAAUUUCCCAUCGACGAUGGAUCUAUACUUAUGAAGACUGAUAUUAUACCAACAAGCAUAUUAAUAGUCCAGAAUCUCAGGGGACCUAAAAAUAGGCCCACCACCAUAGUAAGUAUUUAAGUAUUUAUCUAUUUUAUACCUAUGUACCUACAUACAUAGUUCGUCAAAUAAUAUGCCUCAUCCUUCGAAAAAAAUACCGAGUUACUAAAUCACAUUCACAUAGUCUCAAGGCUCACGCCAUUAAUACAUUUGUACAAAACCGUAACUAAAGUAUGUUCCACGGGUCAAAAAUGAGCAAAUAGUUUCCGUUCAUCAAUCUUCAUUAUUUUUGUUUAUUUAUUUUAUUCUUCGUAAUUAGUUCCCUUCAAAUUAGUAAAAUGACUCAACUUCAGAAAGGAUAUAGAUAUUUGUACCUUCAUAUUUUCUCCUCAUUUGUUUCAUUUUCCAUACUAUGAAUUUGAGCUUCUGGUCAACCCGGAUUAUAAAACUUUAGUAACAUUUUCCUAAAAAAUAAUUUCCAUAAUUUUUAACUUGAACUUUAGAAAUAUAUCAAUCUAACCAAAUUCGUAACGGAACAGUACACGAAAUCAUUGACUUUAGAAGAUAUUAAUUUUUAAGCCAGAAUGAAAUGAAGUUUACAAAGUUUGAUCACAAAUUCAUAAUGUUUCUAUCGCAGAAAGUACAAAUAAUAAUCUGGGCUUCUCAAAGAGAAAAUUUUUAAACUCAGAAAAGUUUUUUUGAGAUGAUAAAUAUUUUACUCAUGUAAAUAGUACGAUAGAAAUGAAUAGUUCUAGGUAAUUAAUAGAGUUAGUGAGGCAUUAUAGGAAGUAUCUACUAAUGGGGUGAUAUGUUACAGAAGUAAUGAAUUAUGUAACAUAAUGUAUAUAUUGUAACAUAUGUAAGUAAUUAGUGAAUUAUCACAGAUUAAGGGAAUUGUUCUUACAAAAUCUAACAACAUAUAUAAUUUUAAAGUACCGUAGAUACAAUUAUGUAAAAAUACAAAUAAAAUAUGUACAAAUACAUAAUGCAUUUAUUUAUGGUACCUAACCUGUAUAUUCUUGUUAAGUGUAUUUAUAUGAUUGUUAAAUUACUAGAUAUUAAAUUAUUUAUUAAGGGAUAUUCAAUAAUUGAAUUAUAAUUAUGUAUGUAUUACAUAAUUGUUCAACUUACUUGUCAUUCCGAGAAGUGAACUUUAUAUGGCAUUAUACAUAUGUACAUAAUGCCGUAUAAAAAUGCUAAGCACUAUACUAAUUGUAAGUUUAGUAGUUGGUAACUAAAUAAUUAAACAAUAGGUUAACAAGCCACGAAGUACGCGUAGAACAUAUACAUACAUAUAUGAUAUAUUGAUAAAUAUACUUAUAAUGUAAUAAAUUAAUCAAAUCCGUGAUUUGAUUAAUAAUACAUACACACUUAUACUUACAUACAUAUGUAUCGAAACUCCAGCAACAUAUUUGCAUAUGUUUUAUGCAAGGCUACAUACCUUAAUUCGAGUUGGUCGAUAACCAAAUCAUGAUGGUUUUAUAACUUAAAUAAAAGUGAACUAUACAAUUGGAUGAUAAGGAUGAUUCCUACCUGUUCGCAUCUCAUUUCAGAGUACAGAUUGGCCACGAAAGAAUAAAGAAUCUCAAUAAAUUCACAUCUGUUGUAACAUAUAUUAUUCAACAUCAAGUAAUAAUUUUAAUUAAAAUUAGUUUAAUUGGAUUUGACUUUUUUCUCCACAACUUUCCAAAUGUCUGACACGUGGUGAAAGUUAGUGUUAUUAACGACGGCGGCUUUCUCAUCUAGAGGAUACUCUUUGCAAGGAAUUUGGACGUCGACCGAGACAUGAGCCACCAGUUCAACAAUUUAGAUACCAUGACCCAUAAUUAAUUGCUGACCCGGUCAAUCUGCAUUAAAUUCAAUGAGUAAUUUUCCACCUGGACAAAAACUGUAGCAAAAGUUGUGCAAUUUUAAUCCAUGUCGACCACACCCUUUCCAACUGCUAGUGUGGUAAAAGUCCUUAUUCAAGACGUACCACUUUCUCAUGGCAGUGAAGAAUUUGCAAGAUUACUUGGCAUUGAUGCAGUCACGAGGAACAAGAUAUACAAAAAGCAUAUUUUGGAAACAAGCACUUCCACCGAUUAUUACACAAACUUGCUGCAAAAUUGGGUAGGGCGUAAAGGCAACGACGCAACCGUGGAUGCACUGCGUGGCAUCUUAGAAGACGGAGAAUUCAAGAGCGCUUCUGAUCUCUUAGAAAACCUCGACGCGGUAGACCCUGCCAAAUCCACCCCGGCCGACAUGUCUGCCUCCUCGCCCUCCUCAAUUAAUACUACUGCCUCCACCACCUCGACCAUGCCCACGCCGCGCAGUAGAGUAAGUACGCGCAGUACGCACACGAUGUUGAACCCCGUGUUAUCAGCCACACCCACUUCGGCCCACAUGAGUGAGAAAACUGGAGGUUUUAGGACAGACGGGAACACUUUUACUGCAGCCGGUGCGACUCAAAUUAACAAUGUCCAGAUUCUUAAUUUCAACAACAACAAUCAUACUAUUCCAACCUUUUGUGACAAUACAUCUGGCACCCUAUCAGAAUUAAGUGCAUUGCCCCGAGAAUUUUCAUUCGCGACAACCUUUAAUAGCAAUAACCAUGCUGGUCAAGCUGCUUCAAGCACAGAGAAAAGUGGUGAACUACCAGCUUCAAGAACUGAUCUGUCAAAUCCGUCAUCGUCAUCAGAAAAGGCAACUCGUCCCAUACUUGAAAAUACUCCAACUCUAUUAAAGUCGGGUCAGAAAAAUGGACAAAAUCAACAGAUCCAGGAAACGCCAUCUCUUCGUCUUACUGACGACGACUCACCUGACGGAGCUUCAGAAGCUAAUAAACCGCUUAUCGAAUCAGGUUCCAACGAAAACAAAUCGAGUUCCAAGGAAGAAAUUGAGAUGAAAGAAAAUCCAGGUCAAGAAACAAAUACUCGCACAAUUAGGUACUCACGUCCUACACCGGUAGUUAAGAAUAGGUCUUGUUUGCAAAAUCCGAACGUCAUUUGCAUCUUCAUUCUGAUCCUAGUAGUAAGCAUUUUCACAAUUUUUUUUAAUACAAAGAACCCCGCAGAUCUACUUAACACGACAACUCUGUAUAACAUCUCGCCGACAAGGCCACAAUCUGUUCCCUCAUCUAGCGAAAGUACUCACCAGAUCAAUUAUGAGACGACAGUACCGACCAGCACGGAAAUUACAACAGCCUUGCCAGACGAAUCAAUCUCCUUCUGUAACAAAACCAAAGACUUCAAUCUCUAUCUUCAAUUUCCACAAAUUACGCAAGCCCCUACAAUAAACUGUUCGGAAAACGUGUCAGGCAUCAACAUUACGGGUCCGACUGACUGGAAUAUAGUCAAAUACCUUGUCAAAACAUUGACUAAUGUGGAAGUACUAUCAUUUACGGGACAAGAUGUAUGUCAAGCAAAUGAUAGCGAAAUCUCGACUGGAAUAAGGGGAGACUCAAUGACGCGCCUUUAUUUUCAAGAUUUUUCCAACUGCAGCAAAUUGUACUACGAUAUCUCGAAACAUGUCUCACUACUAAACAUUACAUCCAUAGAAUUUAUUUGUGUCUUUUUUGGGCGUAACGAUACAUCAGGUGUGCAAACUUUGAUAGAUGCGUUCCCUACUGUUUCGAAAAUCUAUUGUAGGAAUAAUCAUAAUUGUGGUGAUUUCAAAGCUAAGCUUAGAACAGGUAUUAAGAACCUUCGCACCGGGUACGUCAAGUGCAACAUGCAUAUUUGAGCUCAACUUUCAGAAAGUUUCAUGAGAAAGCAUACAUAUCAAAACAAGCUAAAGAUUAUUUUUUAAAUUUAAAAAUGUGACAAAAUGUGACCAAAUAUAGGCCGAAUGUGUUAGGAAAAAUUAGACAUAAAAUUUCAUAUUUAUAUGUGCAAAUUUUUACAUCGUGCCAGAUUUUGUCAUAUUUUUUAACUUCAGAAUAAAUUUAUUAAUGAUUAGUAAUUUUUAAACGCACUAUCUAGGCGGUCUGUAUCUAAAUACAUAUUUACAUUACUCAUGUCAUGAAUACAUGUUGUACGUACCCAAACCCAGGAAAUUCAUAACGUCCGUUUCGAUUUAGAAUUUCAUACGUAUGUAAGAUCGAUGCUAACAAAUCACGUCACACUGCCAAGCAUUGAAUUCGUAAGAUUUAAAAUUGUCAAAUUUGAAAGUAAUCAUAGUCAAGGUGGAUAUGCAUGCAUCCAAAAUCUGAAACAUAGUAGGCUCAGAAUUGUUUGCACUUUUUAAAGGCAACUAGAUAUCCCAUAAGGUACAAAUUUUGCUCAAAAGGGUGUUCCUUUAAUGCUAAAAGACAAAUAAUUUUUACAGAAUAAAAACCUUUUCGUUGUAUUUACAAAUGUUAAUGAAGCUAACAUUUUUUACUGUUUUAACGUUAGAAUCUGAAUUAUGUAUAGUUCCUAAGGUAUAAGCAAUUAUCUAAUAAAUUUAAAAACCUGAACUGAACCCUACAAAUUUCUGAGCAAAAUAUCACGUAAAUUUUUUUUGUAGUAUUUACAUGCGCGUACCCAAGUAAAACUACUCACGGAAAUUCCAAGUCAACUAUUUAUCACAAGUUUGAGAUAAAGACUACUUAUACAUAUGUAAAUAAAUGGUAUUUUUUAAGUAAGCAAAUUAUAAACUAUUUAGGUAACACUUGUCUGGUAAAUGGUUUCAGAUUCUACAAUUUUAAAAGUUUUCCUACAAAUGAUGAAAACGUGGCAUACUUCAGAUUUUCUUAUCAUCAUUUACAACUUGAAUUCCCAGUAAGUUUCAUCCUUCAA
This is a messenger RNA of Folsomia candida, 7478 nucleotides long. RefSeq lists its product as uncharacterized. The record is from RefSeq and is a predicted model, not a curated record. The coding region runs from base 4639 to 6441 and encodes 600 amino acids. Gene Ontology annotation, molecular function: protein binding. Gene Ontology annotation, biological process: signal transduction. NCBI's taxonomy places the organism in Eukaryota, Metazoa, Arthropoda, Collembola, Entomobryomorpha, Isotomidae. The transcript has 7 exons.